CCCGAGCGGCUUCUCCCGUUCCUAUGGCAACAGCAGCAGCGGCGUUAUCCGUCUCCCCUGGAGCGCCGCCGCCUUCGCAGCGGCUCGCCAUUGGCCGAAUGAAUCGAUCGUUUAAAAGGAGGCGCGCUUUCAUUGGCUGAGGCAUGAUGUGUUAAUCCUGAUGCCUUGAUGUUAUACAAUGCCUGAUCAACACAAGAAGGUGAAGACCACAGACAAGGCAACGGAUACCAAACCUCAAGGGGAUUACUCAGACCUUAAAAGGCUUCUUGCACUACUAAAUGUCCAGUCAAGCAAACAACAGCUGCCAGCCCUUAACUUUGAAAGUUCUAAUAAUAGCAUGACCAAGUCUGAGCAAUAUUCCAGCAACCCUUGUGGAGAGAGAUGUAGAGGUCAAUGGCAAGAAUCAACUGAAGCUGUUGAACUCGAACAAUUUAGUAUGAAUUACAAGAACGAGAGGAAAUUUAGUCAACACCCACAGCACAAGCUGUUUCAAGACAUCUUCACAGCUUUGGUAAAGAACCGGCUGAUUUGCAGGGAGUGGGCUAACCGAGCAUCAUCUAUCCACUUUCUGAGAGUUUUAAUUUGCAUAAGAUUAUUAAUGAGAGACCAAUGCUAUCAGGAAGCACUCCACAACCUGGGUGGGAUCGACGCCUUAGCACAGUAUAUGGAAACGGUAGCAAAUGACUACCUUUGCUAUGGAGAAGAGCAUCAUAAUAUAGACAAAUUGGUCAACAUGACAUAUAUUUUUCAAAAACUAUCGGCUGUUAAAGAUCAAAGAGAAUGGGUAACAGCCAGCGGAGCACAUAAAACUCUGAUCAACUUACUUGGAGCUAGAGAAAACAACGUCCUGCUAGGUGCAUUGCUUGCCCUCACUAGCUUGGCAGAAAGUCCCGGAUGCCGAGAGAAAAUAAGCGAGCUUAACGUUGUGGAGAAUUUGUUGGUGAUAUUGCAUGAAUAUGACUUGCUUUCUAAAAGGCUGACAGCUGAGUUGCUCCGGCUUCUCUGUGUAGAAUCUCAUGUCAAAGAGCAAGUCAAGUUGUACGAAGGUGUCCCCAUCCUGCUCAGUUUGCUCCAUUCAGAUCACUUAAAGCUGCUGUGGAGUGUAGUCUGGAUUCUAGUCCAGGUUUGUGAAGAUCCUGAUACCAGUGUGGAAAUUCGUAUUUGGGGCGGUAUCAAGCAACUCCUGCAUAUUUUACAAGGGGAGCGAAAUCUAUUUUCAGACCGUUCUUCCAUCGGGAGUUUAUCCAGUGCGAACGCAGCAGGGAGAAUCCAGCAGUUUCGCUUUUCGGAAGAUUUAAGUCCUCAUGAGAUACAAGAAAAUACGUUUUCCCUUCAAGCAGCUUGUUGUGCUGCAAUUACUGAAUUGGUCCUGAAUGAUACCAACGCUCACCAAGUCGUUCAAGAAAAUGGAGUCUACACAAUAGCAAAGCUGAUUUUACCUAAUAAACAAAGGAAUGUAGUGAAAGCUAAUUUAUUACAGUGCUAUGCCUUCAGAGCCCUGCGAUUCCUUUUCAGUAUGGAAAGGAACAGACAUCUCUUCAAAAGACUCUUCCCUACACACUUGUUUGAGAGCUUCAUUGACAUUGGGCAUUAUGUUCGGGAGAUAAGUGCUUACGAAGAGCUGGUAUCGAAGCUAAAUGCAUUACUGGAGGAUGAAGUGAAGCAAAUUGCGGAAAACAUUGAAGACAUUAAUCAAAACAAAGCACCUACAAAAUACAUUGGGAAUUAUGCAAUAUUGGACCAUCUUGGCAGUGGAGCCUUUGGAAGUGUUUACAAGGUUAGGAAACGCAGUGGUCAAAACCUUCUAGCGAUGAAAGAAAUUAAUCUACAUAAUCCAGCAUUUGGAAAGGACAAAAAAGACAGAGACAGCAGUGUGAAGAACAUUGUCUCUGAAUUAACUAUAAUAAAAGAGCAGCUUUAUCAUCCUAAUGUCGUACGAUAUUACAGAACCUUCUUAGAAAGUGACAGGCUGUACAUAGUCAUGGAGCUCAUAGAAGGGGCGCCGCUGGGAGAACAUUUUCAUUCUUUGAAGGAGAAGCAGCAACAGUUUACGGAAGACAGACUAUGGCACAUAUUCAUUCAACUGUGUUUAGCUCUUCGGUAUUUGCACAAAGAGAAAAGAAUUGUCCAUCGAGACCUCACUCCAAACAACAUCAUGCUGGGAGAUAAGGAUAAAGUAACCAUCACUGACUUUGGUCUUGCAAAGCAGAAACAGGAAAACAGCAAGCUUACCUCAGUUGUCGGAACUAUUCUCUACUCCUGCCCUGAAGUUGUGAAGAGCGAGCCAUAUGGUGAGAAGGCUGAUGUCUGGGCUGCAGGAUGCGUCCUUUACCAGAUGGCAACUCUCAACCCUCCAUUUUACAGCACCAACAUGCUCUCCUUAGCAACUAAAAUAGUUGAAUCUGCCUAUGAGCCAGUCCCAGAGGGCGCCUAUUCUGAAAAGGUUUCAGCGGUCAUUAAAAAGUGCUUGACCCCGGAUGCAGAGAGUCGCCCUGACAUUGUAGAGGUCAGUUCCUUGAUACCAAAUGUGAUGAUGAAGUAUUUAGACUGCUUAUCAACCUCCCAGCUUGUCUUGGAGAGGAAAUUGGAACGCGAGAGGAGGCGUACCCAGAGAUAUUUCAUGGAGGCCAAUCGAAAUGCAGUCACAUGUCACCACCAGCUUGCUGUAUUAUCUCAGGAACAUUAUGAGAAAUCAAGCCUUAGCAGCAGUAGCAGUGGAGCAGCCAGUUUGAAAAGCGAAUUUUCUGAAAAUACAGAUCUUUUGACUGAAAACUCGCAUCUAACGUCUGGAAAAGAUGAAGAGAAAACUUGCGAUUUAACCUUGUCGGAUGAUAACUGCACUUUAGAAAACUCAGAAAAAGAUGUCUUCUCAGAAUUAGAUGAUGAACUGGACGUAUCAGAUAAUUCCAGCAAUUCUAGUUCAAGUCCUCUUAAAGAAUCAGCAUUUGGUAUUAUAAAACGAAGCUUCAGCGCUUCUGAAAGACAGACUAACACAAGAGAUUAUAUUGGACUGCCAGGAUCCAGACCAAGACCAGCUUUGCUACCCUUUGAUCUGCUUCUGAAAGCUCCUUCGCUCAUGUUCAGGGCCCACGUUCAGAAAAUAGAGGACUCGUUAGUAACAGGGUGGAAGUCCCAUAGCCUACCAGCUGUGAUUCUCCGCAAUCUGAAAGAUCAUGCAUCUGCAGGCAUUGCUGUGUCACAACGGAAGGUGCGUCAGAUCAGCGAUCCCAUUCAACAGAUUCUAAUUCAGCUGCAUAAGAUUAUCUACAUCACUCAGCUUCCACCAACUUUACACUGCAACUUGAAAAGAAGAGUCAUUGAGAGAUUCAAGAAAUCCCUCUUCAGCCAGCAGAGUAACCCGUGUAACUUGAAGUCUGAAAUUAAAAAGCUUCUCCAAGGUUCCCCAGAGCUGAUUGAGCCUAACUUUUUGACAGCAGAUUGCCAGUUGUUAUUGCACUCUUCAGGGGGGAGUACUUUGGUCCUCGACGACAGACCAGGUCUUCCUAGCACUUUUGACGUGGAUGAAGGAGUGACAUAUGAACAAAUGCAGACUGUGAUCGAGGAGGUUCUAGAGGAAUGUGGAUAUUACAAUUUUACCUCAAAUAGGUAUCAAUACUAUCCAUGGGGAACAAGGACUCAUCCGGCCAGAAGAUGAGUGCCUGGAAUUCGGACGAGAUUGGCAUGUUUUCUAAUAAGGUCUAAGUGCCUUGACUUCAGCUGUGGUCUUUUGCCAAAGGAAUGCACUUUGCUUAAACACAAGAAAAGGGGGAAGGAAAUCAGAUGUAGGGAUAGUUUGCAAAGAGUCAUCCAGGCAGUAGAACUUUGGAGCACAACUUUUUCAGUAGAUGUUUGCAGUCCUU
Molecule: messenger RNA, 3860 nt
Organism: Lacerta agilis (Sand lizard)
Lineage: Eukaryota; Metazoa; Chordata; Lepidosauria; Squamata; Lacertidae
Gene: NEK10
Product: NIMA related kinase 10
Exons: 37
Coding region: 179-3655 (1158 amino acids)
Biological process (GO): protein phosphorylation
Molecular function (GO): ATP binding; protein serine/threonine kinase activity
Source: RefSeq, a predicted model, not a curated record